Molecule: messenger RNA, 3667 nt
Organism: Culex pipiens pallens (northern house mosquito)
Lineage: Eukaryota; Metazoa; Arthropoda; Insecta; Diptera; Culicidae
Product: insulin-like peptide receptor
Exons: 6
Coding region: 576-3524 (982 amino acids)
Molecular function (GO): protein binding
Source: RefSeq, a predicted model, not a curated record
AAAAUUUUCAUGACAAUUUUUCAAAUAAAUUGAAAUUCUGAAGAGAAAUUCUUCCCAACUCUCUAAAAAUCACAAAUCGAAUAACAACUCUAACUCAAUUCAGCGGCGGCGACUCGCGCGGACAGUCACCUCAAUUGACACCGGCUUCGAACGAGAGAUGCAGCCCACCAGACAUCGCCCCGAUUCGUCUCGACCAGUUGAGGUGUGCUGUGCUGCGCUGCGCUCGUCCAAGACCCAGUGACCUUUCCCUGAUGGGGGGUCUUCUCUGACUACAAAUUUAACUCAAUUAGUGCACGUAUCAGCAGCAGCUGUGGGUAAUUGCUUCUCGAUUCGGAGAUUCGGAUGAUUGACCACCGCUGAGGUGGCUCGAACCGUCGUUUUAGUUCUGUUUCAGACGUCGGGAGGUUCGGGACUCUCUAAUUUUUCGCGUAUUUUCCCUCAAGAAGAAAAGAUUGCCUUUGUAGCUAAAAGCACACGGUGAAGAGAGCAAGUGAAAUCUAGUUAUUCUUCGGCAUUCGGAUGCGGAACGUAUCGCGAAGGGCUAAAGUGAUUGGAUAAUCAAAAGAGUAGUAAUUAUGAUCGCGAAAGGACGGCUCCUUCCAGUGGCACUGCUAUUUUUCGCAAUGCCACUGCUGGAGUCCUCGUCGGUAGAAGAUGUAGCAGAAGAACAGAAGCAACUCGUAGUGGAUCCGGAGUAUACGGAUGAUGAGCAACGUAACUGCCACAACGUGGACAUUCGAAACAAUCUGGCACGGUUGGCACUGAUCAAGAACUGCACCGUCAUCACCGGCUUUCUGCAGCUGGUGCUGAUCGAGCGAGUUCCGCAGGAGGAUUUUGCCGAGUACAGGUUCGACAAGCUAAGGGAGGUAACCGGAUUUAUCCUCUUUUUCCGCGUCUUCAACCUGGUCACGCUGCGCGACAUGUUCCCAAACUUGAUGAUGAUACGGGGACAAAAACUGAUCGGCAACUACGCGCUGAUAUUCUACGAUCUGCGAGAUUUUCACGAGAUCGGUCUCAAGAAUCUGUACUCCAUCCAGCGGGGCUUCGUCUACAGCCAGUGGUGCCCGAAUCUUUGCUACACCGACAAGAUUGACUGGGCCAGCAUCACGCAAAGUGUGAACAAGACGAGCCGCGAUCUGAACAUGUUCCAGAAGAACAGCGCGACGUGCAACAAGACGGAAUGUCCCGGGUGUGAGAAGCCGUUCUGCUGGACGAAUCUAAGCUGCCAGAAGUUCCACACGGGGUAUAGCUACAAAGCAGGAAAGUUACCCAAGUACAAGUGCCACGAGCUGUGUCUGGGUGGUUGCUACAACGGCACAGCCGAAGGGUGUUACGUGUGUCGAGGGCCAAAAGAAGGCAGGCGCUGCGUGGAAAAGUGUUCGCCGGACAAAGUGCUGUUCCACUACAGUCUACGGUGCAUCAGCAAGCAAAAGUGCAUCAACCGGGGUGGAUUGGUCUUCCGCGGGGAAUGUUUGGAUGAAUGUCCAGCGGGGUAUAGCCCGGACAACGUGGAACAGGUGGAUGCGGAUUUCUCUAACCACACGUGCUAUCCGUGCCACAAUCGAUGUCCAAAGAUUUGCGAGGGAAUGCAGGUUAUGUAUCUAUCGGAUGCCGUUCAGCUGGCUGGAUGUACAAUCAUCAACGGUACGCUGCAGAUCCGGCUGCUCGAUGAUCAUCCGAAUGUGUUGGAGGAACUGAGGGAGAACCUCGGUGGGAUUGAGGAAAUUAUGGGAUACUUGAAGGUGUAUCGUUCAAACACGUUGUCUUCGUUGGAUUUUCUCGAAAACCUGGCCGUUAUUCACGGCUUACACCUUGGUAAUGACAAUUAUUCUUUGAUGGUGUAUGAGAAUGCGAAUCUUCAAAAGCUGUGGAACUUUGAGUUCAAGUCUUCGCUAAGAUUGUUGGCGGGAAGCAUGUAUUUUGUGUAUAAUCCACUGCUUUGCUACUCCCAAGUCCGGCUUCUCCAAGGUAUUACGAUGUACAAUAGUACAAACGAUUUGAUCGAUCGUAACACGUUAGGCUUCAUGCAGUCCUGCAACGUGGUUCCACUUGUGAUACGGUUUGCAGUUUUAAGCAGUAGAAACGUUACCAUCUCUUGGACCAAAUAUCGUCCUCAACAAAAGCAACAGUUGGUGGGAUUCAUAAUUUACUUCACAGCCACGGAGUUCAAACGAUCCCCGCACGAUGGCCGUGACAUUUGUUCCGAGUACAGCUGGCAAUCGAAGCUGGUUCUUAUGAAGGAAAUCGUCUCGGAAGGUGCCUAUUACAGCUACAAUCUAACCGGGCUCAAACCAAGCACCCGCUAUGCGUACUACGUAAAGACCUAUAUUUCCGACGACAGUCCAACGAACACGACCACCACGGACAUGCGGAUCGGCCAAUCCGAUGUGAAGUAUUUCGUCACCAAAAUCGAUCGCCCAACCCAACCUCUAACGGUUUACACGGUCCGCAAAACCGAUCACUCGAUAACGUUUUCGUGGAAAAUCCUGACGUCCGAAGUUCGGCUCGUGAAACGCUUCAUGGUGGACGUCUUCAUUCAGCCGGACGAGCGUGCUCUCCUUGAUCAACGCAACUAUUGCGUACAUCCGCAUGACUUUGAGAAUGACGAAUCUGACGGUGACGUGUUCAAAACUUUAUCGGAAACUUGCACGGCCGAGCAGUGCUGCACCGGGAACGACUUCAUGUCCAAUGUCCCGGAUAUGUCCAGAAAAAAGCGCUCAACCACAGCAAAUCAACCUUCCUUCUUCCAAGACGAGUUUCAGCAGAAGAUGUACAGCUUUCUGGAAGGACCUUACUCCCAAAACCCUGUCGUAACCCCCCACCGCGCCAAGCGUGACUCCGAGCUGGUCAACCGUGUCCACAACCACAGCUUCGACGCCACUCUCGGCGAGUUCACCGUAUCCAACCUGCUUCCCUACACGUACUACACGUUUCAGCUGUUUGCCUGCAGCGCAGAUGAGCUUGAGUUCUGCAGCGCCUACAGCAUUUACUCGGAUCGUACGGCGCCGUCCCCCGUCGUGGGCACCCUAACCCUAACGGUCAUCAAACAACCCGAAGGAUCAUCAAACAUCGUGCUAACCUUCACCGAACCGAUCCUUGUUAACGGAGCCGUCGUAGCGUACAACAUCGAACUUAAAUCCAUAGCCCAAGCGGUUUCCGUUGAACGUCGCGAGUGCAUUACUCGGUUACAGCACGAACAAGUUGGAGGCCGGUACGUGUUUGGUAAUUUAACCGCCGGGGAGUACAUGGUCCGGGUGCGGGUCAUUUCGUUGGCCGGACCGGCUCCGUUCAGUGAUUGGUACUUUGCUGAGGUGGUGUGGCGCGAACCACCGAAGGAGGAUAACUCGGUGCGGAAUGGGUUGAUAACGUUCGGGGUGCUGCUGGGGCUGAGUGUGGUGUUGAUUGGGUUGUACGCGGCGUAUCACAGGUUCAAGACCCACCACGACGAUAAGGCUCCGCUGGUGGAGGACGAUGGGAAUGCGCUUGUGGAUGAGGACGGGUUUGUUGAUUGUGCGUUGAGAUAGGAGGGUUGUUACAUGUUAUUCGUGUUUGGGUAUGGAUAUCAAUGCAUGGGAAAUUACUUCGAAAAUAAUAAGAACUCCAAAUUUCUAUAGAUUUGGGAGCUUUAUCUGGUGAUUUUUGACUUUGUAUAGGAUUUGAAGAUACA